Talaromyces rugulosus is the source of this 378-nucleotide messenger RNA. RefSeq lists its product as uncharacterized. The coding region runs from base 1 to 378 and encodes 125 amino acids. Gene Ontology annotation, biological process: chaperone-mediated protein complex assembly; protein folding. Lineage: Eukaryota; Fungi; Ascomycota; Eurotiomycetes; Eurotiales; Trichocomaceae. Gene Ontology annotation, cellular component: prefoldin complex; cytoplasm. The transcript is spliced from 5 exons. Gene Ontology annotation, molecular function: protein-folding chaperone binding. The record is from RefSeq and is a predicted model, not a curated record.
AUGGAGGAGGCUCAGAAAAAACUCCAGACUCUGUCGGAGGAUUACCAGACGCUCCAGACAGAACUGGAGGGUAUUGUCGAGGCGCGACAGAAGCUCGAGUCGCAGCAACAAGAAAAUCAGAGUGUGCAGGCGGAAUUCGCCUCGCUCGACGACGACGCAAACAUCUACAAGCUAGUCGGACCAGUUCUGCUGAAGCAGGAAAAGUCAGAAGCCACCAUGGCCGUGAAAGGCCGCUUAGAGUUUAUUGAGAAGGAGAUAAAACGAAUAGAGACACAGAUCCAGGAUAUCAACACCCAGAGCGACAAGAAGAGGACCGAGAUUAUUCAGUUGCAAUCGCAAGCCCAGCAGCAGCAAGCCGCCGCGUCUGCCAGCGCUUAA